Vanessa atalanta (red admiral) is the source of this 1007-nucleotide messenger RNA. RefSeq lists its product as uncharacterized. Bases 341 to 736 code for a protein of 131 amino acids. NCBI's taxonomy places the organism in Eukaryota, Metazoa, Arthropoda, Insecta, Lepidoptera, Nymphalidae. The transcript is spliced from 2 exons. The record is from RefSeq and is a predicted model, not a curated record.
AUUGCAAUAAAUUUUAAUGCUAAGAAAGCCUUAAUUCUGCACUCUGGAUUGACUCUAGUCAAAGGAACUUCUUAACAGUCACAGCAUAGAUGCAAGAAUUUUAUAUAUUAUAAGAUUGUUUUUUAAAAUAGUUUUUUUUUUUUAAUAUGUACUUUAAUGUUAAGAUUGGCUAAUUCACAGAUUAUAUUUAGGUAUAUCAAAAGAAUUUUCAUUAAUUUAUUCAGAGCUACCAAAGAGAAUAAAAUCACUGUGACACCUAUUACCAUAGCAACAAUGUCACUGAUAAAAUAAGAAAUACCUUUAUCUGAGAUCAUAUUUUAAUUAAAAUACAUCAGAUAUAAUGGCAGCACAACAAAAAGAUAAUUCUGGUGAAGAAAAAAAAAACCGAGUGCCUCUUUAUCCAGGAUUUCCAGAACUUGCCAGAUCUGAUGUCAGCAUAUACCCAUCAUAUACCAAGCUAGCUUUAGCUUAUCGUGUUGUUUGUCGACAUCGUUACCAUUGGGCAAAGGUUGAUCAACGUCGGCAGUUUAUGAAUGAACUACACAGCUUUGAAAAGUUACAAGCUAAUGCCUUGGAUGGAGUUCGAGUUCACCGAGAGUUUUCUCAGGGCAUCUUAUCGCAUAAAAUACCUCCAAGACGCUACAUACAGAAGCUCACCCCUGAUCCUUUAACUUCUCACCAGAGGAUGAGGAUUGAAGAAAUUAUUAGUGGACAAGUAAAUUUCAGCCAGAAGUAAAUUUUCAUCAAUAAUGUAGACCAUAAUAAUGGUAGUGAUUCUGUUGUACAUCAUCCCAAAAUAAAUUCGAUUGGACAAUAAUGUUUGUUAUAAAUGUAUGAGAAAACAAUAUAUAAUUCAAGCAUCAUUAGUACAAUGACUGGAUUAUCAGGAUAAUUAAUGUAAGAUAUGCCACGAAAAAGCACAAAAUACUAUCAAUACACAGUCAUAGUUUAAUUGCUACAGCAAUAAAAUACAUUCAAUUUUAAUUAUAUAUGUAUGAUCAAUUAAA